AUGGGGCAGCGUGAGCGGAGUCUGCAGGCGCAGCUGCAGUUCAUGGAGCGCAACGGGCGCGCGCUGGAGGAGCUGGUGGCCAAGAUGAUGAAGGUGCGCGAGGAGCAGGAGGCGUUUCUGGGCGCCUUCGCCAGGAGCCUCGAGGACAUCGCGGCGCAGGAAGAGUGCGCGCCCCUGGCCCGGUGCCUGGGAAGUUUGGGCGAGUGCGGCCAGAAGCUGGCGACCGAGAGCCACGACGUGAUGCUGCUGCGCCCCGAGACGGAGAUCCUGCAGGUGGUCACGCAGAUCCAGGACUGGGCCAUCGUGCCCAUGAAGAGGCUGCUGGAGGACCGGGAGAAGGCCAUCAAGAUCGAGGCCAAGCUGCAGAAGGAGUACGACGAGCUGAGGCGAGGGAGCUCUGCCAAGGAGAAGGAGAAGAAGCUGAGGAUGCUGUCGGACCAGAAGCGGCGAGUGGAGAAUGUGAACGCGCUGCUCGACACUCACAUGGAGAACUUUGACCGCUAUCGGAUCCAGAAGAUGAAGAAAAUCGUGAGCGAGUUGGCUCGCUCCCACGCCUUCUAUCACGCCAAAGGGCUGGAGCUGUUCGCCGGCCCGUGCGAAACUAUUGCGAAGCUGCAUCCCAGCGAUACUGUGAAAGUGACAACGCAAGUCAAUCCAGCUGACGCAAGUUAA
This is a messenger RNA of Phytophthora sojae, 672 nucleotides long. RefSeq lists its product as hypothetical. The coding region runs from base 1 to 672 and encodes 223 amino acids. The record is from RefSeq and is a predicted model, not a curated record. The transcript is spliced from 4 exons. NCBI's taxonomy places the organism in Eukaryota, Oomycota, Peronosporomycetes, Peronosporales, Peronosporaceae. Gene Ontology annotation, cellular component: ciliary transition zone; ciliary basal body. Gene Ontology annotation, biological process: cilium assembly.